Molecule: messenger RNA, 999 nt
Organism: Lagenorhynchus albirostris (white-beaked dolphin)
Lineage: Eukaryota; Metazoa; Chordata; Mammalia; Artiodactyla; Delphinidae
Product: RNA-binding protein FXR1-like
Exons: 3
Biological process (GO): DNA damage response; regulation of alternative mRNA splicing, via spliceosome; regulation of dendritic spine development
Cellular component (GO): dendritic filopodium; neuronal cell body; axon
Molecular function (GO): mRNA 3'-UTR binding; translation regulator activity; protein homodimerization activity
Source: RefSeq, a predicted model, not a curated record
AUGACAAUAUCGCUUUGCGGUUCCAACACGGCGGAGAUUCUCGGCUCCAACGGGGCUUUCGACAAGGGAUUUAUCAAAGAUGUUCAUGAAGACUCCCUCACAGUUGUUUUCGAGAACAACUGGCAACCGGAACGCCAGGUUCCAUUUAAUGAAGUUAGAUUACCACAACCACCUGAUAUAAAAAAAAAAAUUAGUGAAGGAGAUGAAGUACAGGUGUAUUCAAGAGCAAAUGAUCAAGAACCGUGCGGAUGGUGGUUGGCUAAACAUCGAAUGAUGAAAGGAGGAUUUUAUGGCAUUGAAUAUGCUGCUUGUGAUGCCACUUACAAUGAAAUGGUCCCAUUGGAAUGACUUCGGCCUGUCAAUCAAAAUAAAACUGUCCAAAGAAAUACCUUCUUUAAAUGCACAGUGGAUGUUCCUGAGGAUCUGAGAGAGACGUGCGCUAGUGAAAAUGCACAUAAAGAUUUUAAGAAAGCAGCAGGAGCAGGCAGAAUUUUUUACCAUCCAGAAACCACACAGCUAAUGAUAAUGUCUGCCAGUGAAGCAACCGUGAAGAGGGUAAACAUUCUGAGUGACAUGCGUUUGCGAAGUAUUCGUACGAAGUUGACGCUUAUGUCCAGAAAUGAAGAGGCCACUAAGCAUUUAGAAUGCACAAAACAACUUGCAGCAGCUUUUCAUGCGGAAUUUGUUGCGAGAGGACAUUGGAUGGGCCUGCCAACAGGAACACACGGCAGUAACAUACAGCAAGCUAGAAAGGUUCCUGGAGUUACAGCUAUUGAGCUAGAUGAAGAUACUGGAACAUUUAAAAUCUACAGGGAGAGUGCUGAUGCCGUAAAAAGGGCUAGAGGUGUUUUGGAAUUUGUGGAAGAUUUUAUUCAGGUUCCUAGGAAUCUUGUUGCAGCGUCAAGGAUCGAGUUGCUCCUUGAGCUUCACUGCGCUAACAUGAAGGUUGCUUUUAUGUGCUGCUGCUACGGCUGCUCAGAGAAGACAUACAUCCUGUGA